Microplitis demolitor is the source of this 536-nucleotide messenger RNA. It is a transcript of the gene Ccdc58, whose product is annotated as protein MIX23. The record is from RefSeq and is a predicted model, not a curated record. Gene Ontology annotation, cellular component: mitochondrion; mitochondrial intermembrane space. Bases 81 to 515 code for a protein of 144 amino acids. NCBI's taxonomy places the organism in Eukaryota, Metazoa, Arthropoda, Insecta, Hymenoptera, Braconidae. The transcript is spliced from 2 exons.
CGUUUCUAUUAAAAAGUAAUAUUCACUUCAAAACUUGAGAGAAUUUAGUUUUUUUUAAAUUACCUAACCCUUGAUUCAAAAUGGCAGCGUCUUCGGGCAUGGAGUGUGGUGAUUUUUUAGAAUUUCAGGAUUCCUUACAAAAAAUGCGACAAUUAGAUGAUAAAAUAAUUUACUUAUUAAAUACAACUAUUCCGACAGAAUCAUUUAAAGGACAAGUAGAUGCAACAGCUACAUGUAAGGAUUUAUUUCAACGAAUUCAAUCAGGUCAUUCACAACGUGAAAUAGCAAUUAAAAAGUGUAUGGAUGCAUCACGUGAAAAAGUCAAACAAUUCAAAGAAGCCAAGGAAAAAAAUCCAGAUGAUAUGUUAGUGCUUAAACAAUUGAGAAAAGAACAAACUACUCUAAGAUUACUUGAAUCUGAACUAGGUGUUGAAGAAAUUGUCAAAAACCGCACCAAUCAAAUUUAUCUUACAAAAUGUCGUGGCUUUUAUAAACCAAAUACCUCAGACUCUUGAAUAUAACUUAUAAUGAAAUCA